Messenger RNA from Helicoverpa zea (corn earworm), 743 nucleotides. RefSeq lists its product as uncharacterized. Lineage: Eukaryota; Metazoa; Arthropoda; Insecta; Lepidoptera; Noctuidae. Gene Ontology annotation, molecular function: odorant binding. Bases 79 to 720 code for a protein of 213 amino acids. The transcript has 3 exons. The record is from RefSeq and is a predicted model, not a curated record.
AACAACCAAUUAGACUUUUAUUAAUUGACUCUGCGUUCCUGAAUUUGUAAACAUAACAGUUCUCUACAUGGAGUAACAAUGUUUCUCCGAAUAUUAGUAUUAUUUCUCAUGGUAUAUUUAUCGACAUGCGAAGUGAAAGAUACGGCUGAUGUGGAAACCGUAGCGAUGAGUCGUAUGGUAGGCAUAGAUGCCGUACACGAUGGCAAUAAGAAGAUCGAUAAGGAUACCAUUAUAACUCGUAAUUUGAAACUGGAGAAGCGAAAUCGUGGACCUAAAUCAACUCCCAAAAACAACGUGGAAGAUAAAGAGCCAGAUUGGUCUUACAAGACUUUCCCUAAAGAAGUGGUCGAUCACGUAGAGCAGUUCAAAAAGAACAUGUCGGAAUGUCUUCGGGAGGUUCAAGCAAACGACAAGAGACCAGUCAAGCGUUUAUCUCCCAAAAUGGAAUCACCGGUCCACGGCGAAUGCCUUAUUGCGUGCGUACUGAAACGCAACGGCGUCAUUUUGAACGGCAAGGUUAAUAAAGAUAACUUGUUGUCACUGGUCAGCAAAUUUUACUCCAAGGAUACAAAGUUGAUGAAGAAGUUAGAAAAGAACUUGGACCGUUGCAUCGAAUUGAGUGUUCGUAUUCAAGAUGAAUGCUUAUUGGCAUCUAAGCUGAACGAUUGCACAAACGAUCUCAUGGCGAGCAAUAAACAUAAAAUCAGCGUUAAUUAUUAAUAAACAUGCCAUGAUUGAUAAAA